Penicillium diatomitis is the source of this 921-nucleotide messenger RNA. Its product is annotated as TMEM199/VMA12 family protein. Bases 1 to 921 code for a protein of 306 amino acids. Lineage: Eukaryota; Fungi; Ascomycota; Eurotiomycetes; Eurotiales; Aspergillaceae. The record is from RefSeq and is a predicted model, not a curated record. Gene Ontology annotation, cellular component: endomembrane system. The transcript has 2 exons. Gene Ontology annotation, biological process: vacuolar proton-transporting V-type ATPase complex assembly.
AUGGUCCUCCUCACCACGACUCCGCGCAUCAUCGCUGCGCUCGAGGCAAUUCCAGCCGCGCAAUGCUCGGAGAUCGAUCUGCCGACAUCCGCUCAAGCGGGCGACUCCAUCACUCACGACCAGCUCCUCCGGUUGGCCAAAUACCUACAGAAUGACACGCCAUACCAGGCGACACACCUCUCCGCGCAACCUCAUACAACCGUUCUGAAUGACUUAUUACGGGGCACAAGAGUCUACGUCGCUCCACCCCCCAAGAAACCCGAACCCACACCCGAAUACCUCGCCUCCAAAGCGCGCCUCCUCGCCGAGGCAGAACGCCUCGCCUACACCCGUCUGCUCAAUCCAUCGCACACCCUCGACCCGUCCUCCACAGACCCCUACGCCUCUUCAACCGACGCCUCCGAAGACCCCCUCACCCUCAGCCUAAUCUUCAACAUCUUCCUCUCGGUCAUCAUCACCGGGUUCAGCGUCUACUGGGCGCUGACAAAGUUCCAUAUGCCGGUGAUCUUGGCCACACUCUUUACGCAAUGGACGAGUCCGAACCUGGACCUCGGUCGUGGUCAGCCAAGUGCGAGUGCGAGUGCGAGUGCGGGGGCUUCUGACGCGGUGAAGAUUCUGAUUUCGUUCUUCGCGGCGAUUGCGGUGGCGGUGGCGGAGGCGUUUCUGUACGGGGCGUAUUUGGAGAAGGUUUCGCGGGCGAGGGCCAAGGAGAAGAGGAUGAAGGAGAGGAAGGUGGUGAUUGGGCCAGUGGAGGGAGAUGGAGAUGUCGGUGAGAUGGAGGGGACGGAGAUGGAGACGGUGGCACAGGCAAAGGUGGAUCGGAAGGAGGAAAUCUGGGGAAAAGGUGUAAAUGGAGGGGUGAGGAGGAGGGUGCGCGAGAAGUGGGAGAAGGAAAGAAAUCAGGAGAGUGUGACGGAUUGA